AUGACGAGUACAAUUGGAAUACCCAUCAAGCUCCUUAAUGAGGCGGCUGGCCACAUCGUCACGCUGGAAAUCACUUCUGGCGAGGUGUACCGCGGAAAGCUGAUUGAAGGCACCCGAGGACAAUAUGAAUGUGCAACUCAAGGACAUCACAGUUACUGCGCGUGA
Molecule: messenger RNA, 165 nt
Organism: Plenodomus lingam JN3
Lineage: Eukaryota; Fungi; Ascomycota; Dothideomycetes; Pleosporales; Leptosphaeriaceae
Source: RefSeq, a predicted model, not a curated record